AUGGUGGACGGUUUCAUUGUUUGCAUUGAUCGGAUUAUAGCCUCCACGGCCUGUUUUGGACCAGUCGAUGCAAGAAACUUUGAUGAUGGAGUUGAUCCUAUAAAACCCGUUUCUAACAAUGCUGGAGAAGGGUGCUCCUCUUCUCCAAACAAGUACGAUGAUGAUGAUAUUGUUGUUGAGUGUAGAAUAUGCCAGGAAGAAGAUCAAGUCCAAGCCAUGGAAGCACCUUGUUCUUGUAAUGGCACUCUCAAGUUUGCUCAUAGGAAAUGUAUCCAGCGAUGGUGCAAUAAGAAAGGAAAUACGAUAUGUGAAAUCUGUAAUCAGGUUGGGGCUUUUCCCAACUCAUUCAUGGUGUUUUCUCUUCAUGAGUUGUCUAAAUUUUAA
Messenger RNA from Sphenostylis stenocarpa, 384 nucleotides. NCBI's taxonomy places the organism in Eukaryota, Viridiplantae, Streptophyta, Magnoliopsida, Fabales, Fabaceae. The record is from the annotation of a GenBank genome assembly.